Microbotryum saponariae is the source of this 752-nucleotide messenger RNA. NCBI's taxonomy places the organism in Eukaryota, Fungi, Basidiomycota, Microbotryomycetes, Microbotryales, Microbotryaceae. The record is from the annotation of a GenBank genome assembly.
AUGACAUCAAACGCACCUGCGAGCACUGCCCCCACGACGGCCCCAGCAGCAGGAGAACACGGCCUCGUGCUGGAUGAACGCCGAGCGCAGCUGGUCAAGAACGUGCAGGACCUCUUCAGCUCUAAGCCGAGGCUCGAUAUCUUUGAACAGGACUGGAAGAAGGGUGAGCAACUUUCCACCAGUCUAUUGAUAAUCGUCGCAGACUGGCGCGUUGAUGCCAAAAGCCCGACUCCUCUUGACAGAUGCCGUCUUUGAGGAUCCGAUCUGCAUCGCCAAGGGGGAUAAGGAAUACAUGGCACAAUGGUGAUAACGAACCAGUCCGAACACACCCAGUCUGCCAUGAGCACACGCUGAGACGGUUGUGACUGCUCUGAUGAACAGGUACGGCAUGCCCAAAGCGUUUCCUCAGUCGGAGACUUUGUCUUGGAAAGUUCUCAAGAACGAGCCUGUGAGUGGUUUGUCAUUGUUCAGAAGAGUUGAACGGAUCGCUCAUCUUUUCUUGGUCUCUCUAGGGCCUAAUCGAGUACGAACAAGUGCAGAAAUAUACUGUCGCGGGUAUCCACACUGUCAAGGAGAUGAAAUCGCUCGUUCACAUCGAGCUGGACCCGACCGACAACAAGAUCACCCGGUUCGAAGACCGAUGGAAUGGCAAGGAGAUGAAGAGUGGAUGGCUUGGAUUGAAGUUGAGGAGCUUCAACGGUCGCUUCAUGCCGAGCCUGAUAUCGGUCCCCAAAUCCGAGUCCAAGCUCUAG